Molecule: messenger RNA, 2154 nt
Organism: Talaromyces stipitatus ATCC 10500
Lineage: Eukaryota; Fungi; Ascomycota; Eurotiomycetes; Eurotiales; Trichocomaceae
Product: serine/threonine protein kinase, putative
Exons: 2
Coding region: 1-1995 (664 amino acids)
Biological process (GO): protein phosphorylation
Molecular function (GO): protein serine/threonine kinase activity; ATP binding
Source: RefSeq, a predicted model, not a curated record
AUGGGCUGCAUUCCUGCAACUGAAUCGUCAACUCCCGCUUUUCCUCCUGUGACCAAUGUUUUCACCGUGACUCCGUGGGACUCUUUGUUUUCUUCGGCUUGCUACUCGCCAGCUUCAGUCCGCAUUGAUUCGCUCGAGGACACUCGAUCCGCCUCAUUGCUGUGGUCCGGUGCCUCUGUCUGCGAUUUGUUUUGGGUAGGGGUGCAGGACAAAAUGUUCGACACAAUCCACCGACCAUCCUCCGCUCAGCGUCUGGCGCACCAAAUGGAGCAGCUGAACCAACGUUCUGCUCCAAAUUGUACAAUGGAAGACCUAUCAGUUGGCGACGUGUUUACCCCCCAGAUGGACAUUGAGCCGGAAAACGAAGGAUUCAAGGAUAACACUGCACACGGACUUGGACACGCGCAACACGAUGUGACUCUUGCACCAAAUCAUACAGACUUUCUUACUGCUGAACCUCAAGUCUUACAGCUUCAUGAGAAAGCAGCGACCCGCAUAAAAAAGAAGAAAGGAAGACGUGUGGCCGACGUGGAAGUUGGGCGCGGUACUCCGGCUCUGUCUACAGUUCGAGGGUUCACUCCCAUGGCGUCUGGCGAUGAAGACUCCGACAUGUCGACUGCUGGGUCCCGGGUUAUGUCGCCGCAACUCCAUGCUGUCCCUCCCGCGAACAUACCAAAUGGAAUCAGCGCCCUGAAAUUGCAGCUUGAUGCACUGAGUCUAUCCGAGAAAAUGCCUCGCUCGGGUGACUCUGUUAUGUCGAGCAAUGCUAGUGUAUCUUCUGAUAGUGACCGUACCGAAGUCAUGACCAGUUAUGAGGUCCCUCUCGAGCAUGAUUUUGUUAGCGAGGAAGCUGCCGCGGAAGAGAAGCUGUCCACUAGUAACGGAAACAAUUUACAGAGUGACGUGUGCAGGAAAAUGACCAGCCGUGAUUUUGAACAACUCAUGUGUCUCGGAAAGGGCACUUUCGGAACGGUCCUCUUGGUGCGCCACAGACCUACUGGGCGUCUGUAUGCUCAGAAACAAUUCCGCAAAGCUUCUAUCACCGUGCACAGAAAGUUAGUGGAGCAGACCAAGACAGAACGUAUGAUCCUUGAAAGUGUCAAUCGUCACCCUUUCGUCGUCAAGCUCUAUUACGCCUUCCAGGAUCACGAAAAACUGUACCUUAUCCUGGAGUAUGCUCAAGGCGGCGAGCUGUUCACUCACCUCGCUGCUGAACGCAUGUUCAGCGAAGAUGUUGCUGCUUUUUACAUGGCCGAAAUGGUUCUUGCGCUUGAACAUCUUCACCAGAACAUUGGUGUUGUAUACCGAGACUUGAAGCCGGAAAAUUGUCUCUUGGACUCCGAAGGUCACUUGCUACUGACAGAUUUCGGAUUGAGCAAAGUUGCAGUUAGCGAUGACGACCGUUGCAAUUCAUCCCUAGGCACGAUCGAGUACAUGGCUCCUGAAGUUAUUCAGCGCAAACCCUACGGCAAGGCCUGUGACUGGUGGUCUCUGGGCGCUCUGGGAUAUGACUUAUUGACCGGUUCCCCGCCCUUCAAGGCCAACAAUCAUGCGAAGAUCCAGGAGAAGAUUGUCAGACAGAAGCUGGUACUGCCUUACUAUCUCGGACCCGAUGCGAAAGAUCUACUCAUUCGACUACUCCGCAAAGAGCCACAGAAGCGACUAGGCUAUCAUAUGCCAAAGGAUUUGGAUAUCAUCAAGAAACAUCGUUUCUUCCGGAAGAUCGACUGGAAAGCGCUUGCUCGACGCGAGUUGGAAGCACCGAUCCAACCUCUCAUCACCGAUCCUGCUCUCGCGGAGAACUUCUCUACCGACUUCACGGGAUUGGCGCUGAGCCCAGCUCUGACAGACGAUGUCCACAUUGGCGAUAUGUUGAAGAACGCCGGGAUUUCUGGCGAUCCUGCUAGCGGCGUGAAUGAAGCCGAUCCUUUCCAUGGCUUCAGCUUCGUUGCGUCGAGCAGUCUUCUGAACAGUGGAUUCGGCCUCGCCACGUGAUUGAGCGCUUUUCAAAAGUGAUUUGGUUUACUCUUUGCCUUGAAGUAUAGCUUUCAGACUGCUUGUGGUUAUUUUGUUUUCUGUAUAAGCCUCGCUUCCCUUUUUGAAUCUGUCGUAACUCUUAGCUAUCAUAAAUAGAAUAUACAUACAUCUACAGAA